Molecule: messenger RNA, 2240 nt
Organism: Saccoglossus kowalevskii
Lineage: Eukaryota; Metazoa; Hemichordata; Enteropneusta; Harrimaniidae
Biological process (GO): positive regulation of translation; nuclear-transcribed mRNA catabolic process, nonsense-mediated decay
Cellular component (GO): nucleolus; cytoplasm
Molecular function (GO): mRNA binding
Source: RefSeq, a predicted model, not a curated record
GCAAAGUGCGCGUGCAGUAUGUGAUGUAUUUACUCCAAAAUUUUGGGAUAAUAUGGCCAAAGAAUCUGGAGAUAGAAAGAACGACAAGAAACGUGGGGAAGUGAAGAUUAAAGAUAAAAGGAAAGAAAAAGAACUUCCUCCAACGAAGGUCAUCAUACGUCGAUUACCACCAUCAUUUACUGAAGAAACUUUCAAAGAAGCAUUGGAAUAUUUACCACACAACAAUUACUUCCAUUUUGUAAAAGCUGAUAGAAGCCUUGGGCCGAAUGCAUUCUCCAGAGUAUACAUCAAUAUUGUAAAACAGGAAGAUAUCAUUGCAUUCAGAGACAAGUAUGACGGAUACAUUUUUAAUGACACCAAAGGUGAAGAAUUCCCAGCAGUCGUGGAACUUGCUCCUUACCAGAAGAUACCAAAGAAAGCAUUGAAGAAACCUGAUGUAAAGUCAGGAUCCAUUGAGGAUGAUCCUGACUAUGUUAAAUUUUUGGAGUCUCUGAAUGCUGAAGUGGAACCCUUACCAAGUGCAGAAUCAUACCUUGAAGAGAUUGAAGCCAAAGAACGUGAAUUGGAAGCUGCAGGUCCACAGAAAAAGACAACACCUCUUAUUGAAUAUAUCAGGAAUAGAAAGUUGGAAAGAGAGCGUGCUAGGGAGGAACGUAGAGAAGAAAGGAAGCGAAAAGAGAGGGAGAGGAUUCGACAGCGAGAAGAGGAGCGGCGGAGGAAGAGAGAAGAGGAAAGGAAAAAGAGGAGAGAAGAAGAACGAAAAAAGAAAGAGGAGGAGAAGAAGAAAAGGGAAGAGAGAAAGAAACGAGAAGCUGCUGAGAAGGAAAAAGAUGGUGAGAAAGAAAAGGAGAGUAAACUUGAUGAAAAGAAAGAUGAGGAAGAUCUUCAGGUUAAGCUGCUGAAAAAUACUGAAACCAAUGAUGACGCUGACAAGCUAAAUGAUACUGAGAAUAAAGGUGACCUUGAAGACAAGAAACAAGAAGAAGUCAAAUCAAAGGAUGAUGCCAAAGCAGAUGUCAAGGUUAAAGAUGAUUCAAAGGAAGUCAAGGCUGAAACUGUUGUAAAAGAUGUGAAAACAAAAGAUGAUGUGAAAGGCAAAAAGGAAUAUUCAAAGACAACUGAGAAGAAAACAGAUGAAAGAACCAAAUCAGGAAGAGACAGACGAGAUGACAGGGAUCGACGUGAUGAGCGAGACAGAAGAUACGACAAGCGUGAUGACAAACGGUCAAGUUACGGUGAUAGAUAUAGAGAUCAAAGGAACAACAGGCGAGAUGAUAGAUAUGACAGAGAUAGUAAAAGAGAUGAUAAACAUAGCAGCCUAAAAGACUCUAAAACUGAAAUAAAAGAGAAAGAUAGUGGAAGAAAAGAUCAUGAUAAGCUGGAUGGCAAAGACAGAGGAAUGUUGAAAGGAGAUUACAGAGGAGAUUAUGGAAAACCAAAAUCAUAUGAAAGAGACAGACGGGGUGAGAGAAAGAGUUACAGAUACAGUGACACAAGGAGUGAGAGAACUAAGAGCAGAAAUGAUGACCGAGGCAAUGACAGGUCUAAAAAUAAUUACAGUGAUAGAGACAAGGAAGAUAAAACAAGAAAAGAUGAGAAAAUGAGCAACAAGAAGGAUGACUCAAAGAAAGCAGCUGUUGGUGCUGAUGAUGACAGAUCAAAAGAUAGUUCUGGAUCCAGUCAAGAUCGGGACAGGGAUCGGGAUAGAUACAGUGAGAGAGAGAGUACUAAACAGAAACAGAGAAUAAGAAACAAGGACCGACCAGCCAUGCAACUGUACCAACCGGGAUUACGAUUUUCAAGAACUAACAGCAAGGAGAAAGACUCUGACAGAGACAAGGAGAAAGAUAAGGAAACUGACAAAUUUAAAGACACCAAAUCACAAGAUGAGAAACCCCAAACAAUAGUCAGUGAAAAAGAAUAGACUACAAUGUGAACUCAGAGCAUUAUAAAAUAUUAAUAGGGUAUUUAUUAUGAAGAUUAUGUUCUACAAAAGGGAAUAUGUAUUGAUUAAAUUUUUGUGCAUUGAAAUAAAAAAAGUCGAACUGAUUGCAUCUUAUUACUUAUUAAGCUCUACAGUUACCGUAGUAUAACAUACCACCCCAGUCCCCAGUGGCAUGCCAAGUUGACAGGGACUGAAUUAAGGUAUGGUUUUUCACAACAAAAAAACACAAUAAACAGAACAAAAGGUGCUUUAAAUUGAAUAUUUUUAAGUUAGCACUGUUAAUUUAAAUGAGUCA